GAGCCACAAACGAAAAUUAAAAAGAAAAAGAAAAAGAGGAGGAGCACCUAAACAUGGCCUCCUCCUCCGCUCUAUGCUUCUCCCCCUUCUCCCCCACUCUCCGAGCUCCUCUCCGCCUCUCCCAUGGCGUCGUUCGCUUCUCCUCCACCCUCCCCUCCUUCAAAACCAGCCUCACCUGCUCCCCUUCCUCGUUCCCAUCCCCCCUCACUCUCCGCACCAACCUCCCCCCAUCACAAUCACCCUCGCAAACGCCCUCCUCUCUCACCGUGUUCGCGGCGAAAGGAUACAAGAUGAAGACCCACAAGGCUUCGGCGAAGCGAUUCCGUGUGACGGGGAGUGGGAAGAUAGUGAGGAGGCGCUCCGGGAAGCAGCACUUGCUGGGGAAGAAGAACACCAAGCGGAAGCUUCGCCUUUCCAAGAUGCACCCUGUUAAUAGAAGUGAUUAUGAUAAUGUGAUCGGUGCGCUUCCUUACCUCAAAGUGAAUCGAAAGGCAACUUGAUGUUCCAGCAAACCUGGGAAAGGAUAAUUGGAGUUAUUAAUUCUCUUGAUUGUAAUUUUUCCUAUCUACUUAUCAUUUGGAAAUGUAAGUUCCUGAUUGCCUUUUUUUCGGUUUAUGCUGAAAUUUUUAAGAUGAUACUAUGAGAUUGUUCUCUUUCCCAGUUUUUUUUUUUUUUUUUUUAUCAUUAUUGCAAAAUGGUAUGAUCUUUCAAUGUUUGACUUUUACCCUCUCGACUAAAGCAGGAUACUGCAAUUUACUACUGUAAUAACUACUAAA
Molecule: messenger RNA, 776 nt
Organism: Ananas comosus (pineapple)
Lineage: Eukaryota; Viridiplantae; Streptophyta; Magnoliopsida; Poales; Bromeliaceae
Product: 50S ribosomal protein L35, chloroplastic
Exons: 3
Coding region: 54-500 (148 amino acids)
Biological process (GO): translation
Cellular component (GO): ribosome; large ribosomal subunit
Molecular function (GO): structural constituent of ribosome
Source: RefSeq, a predicted model, not a curated record